AUGCCAUCUGCUCUUUCCAUUCACUUAGAUGGCCAGCCAAUCAAAAGCCGUUUCCGUCGUAGAAGUUGUUUGUGUCACAGCAACUGCGGUAAUGGAUCAAGCAACAAAGUUGAUGCUGCUGCUGAUGUUGAUGGUGAUGAUGAUAGUGAUUCUGCUGUUAAUAGUUGUGGUGGUUGUAGUGAUGCUGCUGCUGAUAAUGAUAGCGAUCGUGGUGGUAGUACUGCUGCUGGUGAUGAUGAUAGGGAUGCUGCUGCUAAUAGUGGUGUUGCUGGUGCUGCUGUUAAUAUUAGUGGUUGGAGAGGUGGUGGUGGUGUUGCUGUUGAUGAUGAUGAUGAGGUGGAGGAUAAUGAUGAUAGUGUUGCUACUGUUGAUGAUGAUGAUAAUAGUUGUGUUGGAGGCACUACUGCUGAUGACGAUGCUGGUGCUGCUUCUGCUAUUGCUGCUGAUGUAGAUGAUAGUGGUGAUGGUCUAUUAUGCUAUUUUAUAGCAUAG
Molecule: messenger RNA, 492 nt
Organism: Acanthosepion pharaonis
Lineage: Eukaryota; Metazoa; Mollusca; Cephalopoda; Sepiida; Sepiidae
Source: the annotation of a GenBank genome assembly